This is a messenger RNA of Phyllotreta striolata, 1404 nucleotides long. The record is from the annotation of a GenBank genome assembly. NCBI's taxonomy places the organism in Eukaryota, Metazoa, Arthropoda, Insecta, Coleoptera, Chrysomelidae.
GUUGUUUGUUCCCUUGUAAUUUUUCCGUGUUUCGUUACCGCGAGAAUAAUUACAACAAAUUUAUUCAACAAUAUUUUCUGUGUAUUUGAAUGGUGUUUUUCUUAUAGUGUCGUUUUCUUCCGGUACAUUAUUUGCCGUUUCGGUUUGCGAUCAAAUCAAGUGUGCGUGUUUGUUUUAGUGGUUUUUUUUUGUCUCUGUUUUUGUCCGUAGUGUUGGUAUUACUGUCCCUCUUCAAUGUGCUCGUGCGUACGCGCGUGCGCUUCUUUCGUUGUCCACAAUAUCCUACAAUCCUGCUGUCCUUGUUCGAACGGGCAACUGAAAGAUGACCUGUGCGAAGUCGUCUCCGAAAUGGAGUCGCUCGAUUCGGGCGAGGAGGGCAAGAACAGCAACAAGACCAAAAUGAUGUCGAUCGGCAGGAAGAAGUUCAACAUGGACCCGAAGAAGGGCAUCGAGUUCCUCAUCGAAAAGGGCCUGUUGCAGCACACGGCCGAGAGCGUCGCCCAGUUCCUGCACAAGGGCGAGGGCCUCAACAAGACCGCCAUCGGCGACUAUCUGGGCGAGAAGAACGACUUCAACGAGCAGGUGCUCCAGGCCUUCGUCGAAUUGCACGAUUUCACCGAUCUGAUAUUAGUGCAAGCUUUAAGGCAAUUCCUUUGGAGUUUCCGAUUGCCCGGCGAGGCUCAGAAAAUCGACCGGAUGAUGGAGUGCUUCGCGAAGCGGUACUGCGAAUGCCAAGGGGAGAACAACAUAUUCGAAAACAGCGAUACCUGUUACGUCCUUUCGUUCGCCAUCAUCAUGCUCAAUACGAGUUUGCACAAUCCCAGCGUGAAAGAGAAGCCGACGAUAGAGCAAUUCAUCAGCAUGAACCGGGGCAUCAACCAAGGACAGGACCUGCCCAGGGAGUUGCUGGUGAGCCUCUACGAUAGCAUCAAAGCGGAGCCGUUCAAGAUACCCGAAGACGACGGCAACGAUCUGAUGCACACGUUCUUCAAUCCGGACAAGGAGGGCUGGCUGUGGAAGCAGGGCGGCCGGUACAAGUCGUGGAAGAGGCGCUGGUUCAUCCUCAACGACAACUGCCUCUACUACUUCGAGUACACCACCGACAAGGAGCCGCGCGGCAUCAUACCGUUGGAGAACAUCUCGAUACGCGAGUGUUGCGACAGACACAAACAGUACUGCUUCGAGUUGUACGCGAGCGGCGGCGCCGAGUUCAUCAAGGCGUGCAAAACGGAUUCGGAGGGCAAGGUGGUGGAGGGCAAGCACACGGUGUACAGGAUGUCGGCGGGCAGCGACGACGAGCGACGCGAGUGGAUGCACCGGCUGAGGCAGAGCAUCAGCCACAAUCCGUUCUACGAUAUGUUGGCGAAUCGGAAGAGGAAGGCUCAGUUGUAUUCGAAGAAUUAG